AUGCCACAACAUUGGCCUCCAGAGUUUUCUUUGAACUCCUGCCAUUCACCUUCUCUCCCAGGGAACUGUACUACCAAACCUGACUUGAUCUUCCAGUUGGAGCGAGGAGCAGAGCCAUGGAUGGUGGAAGAAUGCCUGAAUCAGAGCCUUUCAGGAUUGAAGCCUGAGGAAUGUAAUAAAUGUCACACUGUGUAUCCCCCCAGUGGGCCUGAUCAACUACAGGCUGGAGAGAAAUUUCAUAACACUAAGAUACUUGGAAAUUCUCUCCAGUUCUGUGAGCCUCUUGCUCAGCAUGACAAUAUCCACAUCACGAAGCAGCCAUUUGGACCCACUGCACAAGCAAAAGUCUUCACAAGGAAGAUGUUCUGUAAAUCUGAGAGGGUUCAUAUGGCAGAAAACCAUAAUAAAUCAACUGUCACUUUUGGAAAAUCACACCUCAUAAACUAUCAGCCAAUUCACACAGAAGAGAAACUUUAUAAAUGCCUUCAUUGUGGAAAAGGCUUUCUGUGGAAGUCAGUGCUGAUAGUACACCAGAGAAUUCACACAGGGGAGAAACCUCAUAAAUGUAAUGACUGUGGAAAAGCCUUUGGACGAAAGUCACACCUCCUCAUACACCAGAGAAUUCACACAGGGCAUAAACCUCAUGAAUGUAAUGACUGUGGAAAAGCCUUUACACAAAAGUCACACCUCAUCGUACACCAGAGAAUUCACAUGGGGCAGAAACCUCAUAAAUGUAAUGACUGUGGAAAAGCCUUUGGAAGAAAGUCAUGCCUCAUAGUACACCAGAGAAGUCACACAGGGGAGAGACCCUUUGAAUGUAAUGACUGUGGAAAAGCCUUUGGACGAAAGUCUUGCCUCAUAGUACACCAGAGAAGUCACACAGGGGAGAGACCCUUUGAAUGUAAUGACUGUGGAAAAGCCUUUGGACGAAAGUCAAACCUUGUAAUGCACCAGAGAAUUCACACAGGAGAGAAACCUCAUAAAUGUAAUGACUGUGGAAAAGCCUUUGGACGAAAGUCAGAUCUCAUAAUGCACCAGAGAAUUCACACAGGGGAGAGACUCUUUGAAUGUAAUGACUGUGGAAAAACCUUUGGACAAAAGUCACAUCUCAUUGUACACCAGAGAAUUCACACAGGGGAGAAACCUCAUAAAUGUAAUGACUGUGGAAAAGCCUUUGGACGAAAGUCACACCUCCUCAUACACCAGAGAAUUCACACAGGGCAUAAACCUCAUGAAUGUAAUGACUGUGGAAAAGCCUUUACACAAAAGUCACACCUCAUCGUACACCAGAGAAUUCACACAGGGCAUAAACCUUAUGAAUGUAAUGACUGUGGAAAAGCCUUUACAUAAAAGUCACACCUCAUCGUACACCAGAGAAAUCACACAGGAGAUAAACCUCUUAAGUGUAAUGACUGUGGAAAAGCCUUUGGACAAAAUUCAUGCCUCAUAUUACACCAGAGAAUUCACAUGGGAAUUCACACAGGGCAAAAACCUUAUGAAUCUAAUGAGUGUGGAAAAGCCUUUAUAAAUCAUAUGUCAUAA
Molecule: messenger RNA, 1542 nt
Organism: Lepus europaeus (European hare)
Lineage: Eukaryota; Metazoa; Chordata; Mammalia; Lagomorpha; Leporidae
Product: zinc finger protein OZF-like
Exons: 5
Biological process (GO): negative regulation of transcription by RNA polymerase II
Molecular function (GO): DNA-binding transcription repressor activity, RNA polymerase II-specific
Source: RefSeq, a predicted model, not a curated record